UUUUACCCCUAAAAACAAUUCCGAUUUGGACUAGAAGACAGCCGGAGUUCUUAUCCGAUACAAGGCCACGUACAUUGUCCAGUAAUCGAUCACACUGAUCGUUUGAUUAUAAAAGCAAGGAACCUACCCGACCGAACUAUAGGAAUAGGAUUGACAACCCUAAUCCCCUGGGUUGACAGACGCACAGACACACACACAAGACAAUAAACUGUUCGCUGCUGUAUAGCCGGCUGCAAAUCAUCCGGGCACAAUGUGAGCAGCCUGGAGUGGGGGAGGGGCAAUGUUUGAUAACCAUACCUGCCUGAGGCAGCGGGCGACCGCAGAACCGCACACCCACCCCAGGCGCCGGUCACCGAAGAAGCCAUAGGAGGCCGACCGACGCGCCGGGCUGUCACAACAGAUCAGCUCCGCACCGGCGGACAGCGCACGGGUCAGGGACCGGCGUCGGAGCACAGCUCAAGCGGGUCCAUCAGCACCGUAGAAAGCCAGACGGUGUCUUCCAGAAAUCGCUUGCUCCAGGAUGGGAGAGCGGACACGACUGCGACUGGUGUUUUUGCCGUCCGUGGCCCGCGAUGGUGCCGGCGAGCGUGCUACGGCUAGUCCCCAGGAGCGCCACCUCAGCGCCGGCUGGAGAGAGGAGCUCUCCGGGUCGCUGGAGCCCGCCACGCCCACCACGCCCAAGGAGACCACGGCACCCUGGAAUGGUUCAGGUGAAUAUCCCCGUCCGAGAGGACUGAGCAGCGCCCCGUACAAACUGCUCGUGCUGGGGGACGCGGGCGUGGGAAAGUCUGCUAUCGUGACCCGGUACGUUGCUGACAAAUACCAGCCGGACCGCGAGGCCACGGUCGGAGUACGAACAUCGACCAAGACCGGGGUGCAGCUGGAGGAAGGCGUCUUCAACGUCCAGAUCACAGAGCUUAGCGCCGAGAGAUCGUUCCAGGGGCUGGCGGAUGCGUUUUACAAGGAUGCUCACGGCUGUGUGGUGGUGUUUGACCUGGGGCAGCGACGCUCGCUGCGCGGCGCUCUCCGCUGGAAGCGUCACAUCGACCGUCUGUGCAGCCUGCCGGACGAGCAGCGUUUCCCGAGCCUCUUGCUCGCUAACAAGUGUGACGUCACUGGAGGCCGUGACGUCACCCAGUGGGAGGUGGAGGACGUGGUCAAACAGGCCGAUUUCCUCACCUGGAUCGAGGUCUCGGCCAAGUACAACUUCAUGGUGAAUGAAGCCAUCGGGUACCUGCUGCGGGUCGUGCUGUCGCGAGCAGGUCCGCCUGGCGUCGACAGCUCCGUGCACCUUACAGACCCGGAUGAUGAGCCGCCACCAUCGCGCUCCUGCUGCGGGGCUGGCGCAGGGUCACAAACAAGGUCGAGGUCAAACGAGAGCCUGCAGGCGUCACGAGACUCGUCAGAUCAACGCAAGGAGCUUUAAUGUCCUUUCUCAAGCGCCUAGGCCGACGGUCUUGGCUCCUGGACGCUCAGGAGCGAAGCCAGAAAAAAAGUUACGAAAAAUACGCGUGCAUCGUGAGGGUGCAAUGCAUUACCAAACUCAAGGCUACCUCUGUCCUGUAGCUAAGAGGAAUGUGCGGCCAUGUCAAUUGUCAUGGUGGAACUCAGUAUUGUGCAAAUUGAAACUGUCACAUGAGCUGUGUGUAUUGCGAUUUGCGAUUAAUUGUUGUCAUUCUUCAAUAUUCUGAUUCUGUCUGUUUACUUUAUUCAGAAUUAAAGUAAUCAUCGAUUAAUCAUAAACUAACGAAAGAACGUUUCUGUGAUUCAAGUCCAUCUGUAUUCUCUCUUUUUUAGCCCGACAUGCUCUGCAAGACCAUUUUAAACAGGGCGAGCUGUCUCACGUGACAGACACCCGAAUAGCACAUCUGCUGCGUGAUUCGCAACAAUUAAUUGCAAAGGAGUCUAAACGCCUGAUUCAACAUGCCUCUGCAAAUAAUGAAGGGAAGUGCAAACACAAACAUAAAUAAAUACCUACCUAAACGAU
Amphibalanus amphitrite is the source of this 1987-nucleotide messenger RNA. Its product is annotated as ras-related protein Rab-7L1-like. Gene Ontology annotation, cellular component: phagocytic vesicle; late endosome; lysosome. Gene Ontology annotation, biological process: endosome to lysosome transport; phagosome-lysosome fusion. Gene Ontology annotation, molecular function: GTPase activity; GTP binding. The transcript has 5 exons. NCBI's taxonomy places the organism in Eukaryota, Metazoa, Arthropoda, Thecostraca, Balanomorpha, Balanidae. The record is from RefSeq and is a predicted model, not a curated record. The coding region runs from base 521 to 1426 and encodes 301 amino acids.